AUGAACUCAGCGGACCUCGACCGUGAUGUCGAUGGCCCGCAACUCAUGCCUCAGCUUCUCGAGGUGCGAUUUCUCCGCUGGCGCGGUGUGCCGGUCCUCGAUGUGCUGGCGCAUCUUGCGGACGAUGCGCGCCAGAAACGCGUGCGCGCAAGGAUAGUACAUCCUUCGUGGCCACUGGUGACCCCGCUAUCGGUGUGGAGGAAGGCUGGCCGCUCCCUUCAAUCGACGAUGCUGUGGGUCUAUGAGAUUGAAUUGAUACCGAAGGGUACUGCACGCUGUAUGUACCUAAUGAUUGCUGAUCUGCCUGUAGAAGAGCCGAGGUGGCACGGACUUCAGCUUCAGCGUCUGAAACAUAAGUGUCUGAGAGAUGCAUAUUGGGUCCUGGCAGAGGGCCCAAUGGUUCUUGGCAGAGGCUCGCGUAUUUGGGGUGCGACGAGAUGCUGGUGUGUUCUUGCGAAGGCACUUGGCCUCGCGCAUGAUCGGUGGUAA
Messenger RNA from Pleurotus ostreatus (oyster mushroom), 489 nucleotides. RefSeq lists its product as uncharacterized. Bases 1 to 489 code for a protein of 162 amino acids. The transcript is spliced from 2 exons. Lineage: Eukaryota; Fungi; Basidiomycota; Agaricomycetes; Agaricales; Pleurotaceae. The record is from RefSeq and is a predicted model, not a curated record.